AUGGCUUCACAAUCCUCAACCGCCGUGUACGAGUCCAACUCGUCACGACUAGACGCAAAUCCAUCAAGCAGCCUUAAGUCGAGACAGAAUCCGAAAGACUCUAUGAAGUCGACCUGGCGACGCGCCGAUAAAAGCAACUGGACAUUGUCGCACUGGUUCUUCGAGAUCCUGGGUAUACACCACAUCACCCUGGAUAAAGAGGUGCCUGUGCAUCAGAAGCGAGAUAAAGUUCCUUAUACUCCUGAAUGGCAGUUGCACCGUUGGGUGUUGGUGCAUUCACUCAUUCCGAUGGCUUUGCAUCAUGCCUAUGUUUUAUACACUGGCCAUAACCUCACGCCCCUCCAAGCUUUUCUCUUUUACAGCCUUGCCUUCAAGGUUACCGCCGUGCAUCAACUCCAUGCUCUUCGUCGAGUAGGUCACCAGACAGGUUUCUUGGAUGGUGAUGUCCACGAGAGAGAUGGAGUGCCUGAUGUUGGCGUCACCAAGGUCGUCAAGAGCCUCAUCGCCACGUCUAGCUUCCGCCCAAUCUUUACUGUUUUCCUCAGCUACCGCACCGCCCAGGCCCCUUCAUCCAUCAGCUGGGUCUGGCUCCCACUCGAAAUCGGCCUGUACGGAAUCGUGCUUGACUUUUGGUUCUACUGGUACCAUAGGCUCAUGCACGAGGUCGGCAGUCUCUGGAAAUACCACCGCACUCAUCACCUGACCAAGCACCCCAACCCGCUCCUGACACUCUACGCCGAUUUCGAACAGGAGAUCUUCGACAUCGCCGUCAUCCCGCUCGCGACGUACUUCUCCCUCAAGUUCAUGGGUCUUCCCAUGGGCUUCUACGAGUGGUGGAUCUGCCACCAGUAUAUCAUGUUUACCGAGCUGGGUGGUCACAGCGGUCUGCGUGUCUAUACGUCACCUCCCGGCACGCUUAGCUGGCUGCUUCGUCUGCUUGACGCUGAGCUUGUGAUUGAGGACCAUGAUCUUCAUCACCGUAAGGGCUGGAAGGCAAGCGGUAACUAUGGCAAGCAGACUCGUCUGUGGGAUAAGAUCUUUGGUACUUGCAUUGACAGGAUAGAGUUGAAGGACUCCAACAUGGAUUGGGAAACAACUGUUGACCUUCCGCUCCUUUGCCGAUAA
This is a messenger RNA of Fusarium musae, 1125 nucleotides long. RefSeq lists its product as uncharacterized. Gene Ontology annotation, biological process: ergosterol biosynthetic process. Lineage: Eukaryota; Fungi; Ascomycota; Sordariomycetes; Hypocreales; Nectriaceae. Gene Ontology annotation, molecular function: C-4 methylsterol oxidase activity; iron ion binding. The record is from RefSeq and is a predicted model, not a curated record. Bases 1 to 1125 code for a protein of 374 amino acids. The transcript has 2 exons.